Molecule: messenger RNA, 2642 nt
Organism: Beta vulgaris subsp. vulgaris (sugar beet)
Lineage: Eukaryota; Viridiplantae; Streptophyta; Magnoliopsida; Caryophyllales; Amaranthaceae
Product: regulator of nonsense transcripts UPF3
Exons: 13
Coding region: 365-1876 (503 amino acids)
Biological process (GO): nuclear-transcribed mRNA catabolic process, nonsense-mediated decay; positive regulation of translation
Cellular component (GO): nucleolus; cytoplasm
Molecular function (GO): mRNA binding
Source: RefSeq, a predicted model, not a curated record
UUUCUAGAGUCCCCGUUACAUAGCAAUUACAAUGCGGUACGAUGAUGAUGAUAUGAAAUUGCAAGUUUCUCCUUCUCCCCUUUUCCGACAUUAACACAACACACCCACACACAGAGAGAAAAAGAGGGGAUCCUUCAUACAACUUGCUUCUCUUCACGAUCAAACCAAAUAUUAGGGCACAAAAACAUCGACAAACCAACGAAAGAGCGAACAAAACUUACUGAUUCUCUAAUCAAUUUUCGUCUACGCAUUUAAUUUCCCUGUUCAAUUGAAGCAAUUCAACCGUCUUCAAUCGCAUACGGAAAUCAAAAUUUCUAGGGUUUUUGUUUUGCAAUUAGGGAUUUAGAGUGGGUGUUGGAUUCAGAUGAAGGAGCCGUUGAAUCGAACCAAAGUAGUGGUUAGGCACUUGCCCCCUUCUUUAUCUCACUCAUCGUUUUUCGAGCAAAUCGAUGGCCGCUUCUCUUCUCGUUACAAUUGGUCCUCUUUUCGCCCUGGCAAUUCCAGUCACACGAACCAGAGGUAUGGUCGGGCUUAUGUGAAUUUCAACAGUCCUGAUGACGUUUUCGAGUUUGCUGAGUUCUUUAACGGCCAUGUUUUCGUCAAUGAAAAGGGAACGCAAUAUAAAGCUAUCGUGGAAUAUGCUCCCUCUCAACGUGUCCCUAAGUCUAAUGCCAAGAAAGAUGGUCGAGAAGGGACGAUUUACAAAGAUCCUGAGUACCUGGAGUUUCUUGAGCGGAUUUCGAAACCUGUUGAGAAUCUUCCUAGUGCUGAUAUACAACUGGAAAGAAAAGAAGCAGAACGAGCUGGUGUUCAAGAGGCACCUAUUGUCACACCACUGAUGGAAUAUGUGCGAAGAAGGAGAGCUGCCAGGAGUAGCAGUCAGCAUCUAGGUUCCGACGGUAAGAGUGGUGGAAGGUCUCUUUUAGCAUCCUCAGGGAAGUCUCGAUCCAGCAAGCAAAACUCUGAGAAGAAAAAGUAUAUCUUGAAAAAUAAUGGGAAGAGCACAAAUGGGAAAGAGAAAUCAACAUAUAUUCUUGUGUCUCAGAGGGAGAACGAAUUGGAUGCUUCCAUUAAAAAAGAGGUAUCAGAGAAUGAAACUGGAAGUGGCUUGCAUGAUACAACAAAGAAAAGGAUUCUGCUUUUGAAAGGGAAAGAGCAAGAGCUUUCUCAGGCGUCUGAAGGCUCCAUUCUGCCCAAGAUUGUAACCUCACCUGCUGAAGUUUCAUCAUCUCCUUCAGUUGGUUUGAAAUUGAAUCAGAGGCCUGAUGCUAGUGGAAGAAUUAUCAGAAGCAUAUUAUUAAACAAGGAACCUCGUCUGAGUCAGUCAUCAUCCCAGGCAGAGCAAAAACUUCAGGGCUCAACUGCAGAAAGGAGCAAGCGGCCACCACGCCCGUCCAAUAUAAAAGCUGGAGUGCCAGCCUCUGUUGGUGAACAGUCCCCAUCAGGUUCAGAUUAUGUAGGAAAGAGGGCUGGAGAGGAUAAAUCUUCUGGAAGGGAGCCCCAUGGUUUUGGUUCUGCUCGGGAGAAGCAAGACAGACGUACAAGAAGUAGGGAGAGACUUGAUCGCGGUGUCUGGACUCCUCGCCGUUCUGAUUCUUCUCAUACUGGUGAUGAGAAUCAAAGUAAUAUUUCAGAUUCUUAUGAAGGUAAACGUGGAGAAUCGAAAUAUGAUACAUCUGGUCGCAGCACGGACGCUGCUACUCUUCCAGGUGGUCGCAACAGCUCAUUUGCAGAAAAUGGUUCCCAUAGGAAUUUUGGUCGUCGUGGUCCUGCACAUAGUGCCAAGGAUGAUGUCCCGUCCAAACGAGGAGGUGCUGUUGGUCAUGGUCUGCACGAGAAGCAAGUGUGGGUCCAGAAGUCAGCCUCAGGUUCAUAAGCAUGUUUGCACAUGAUUUUUAUUUUUGCCAAUCAACUAUGGUGAUGAGAUUCUGCUGGAAUAGGGGUUAUCAUCUUUUGUGAAUACUGUCUGGCUAGCUGUGGACUGAUGGCAUUUUGGCUGUUGGAGCAGUGUCUAUCAAUCACUGGAAGAGGUCUUCUAGGAUAUUAUUUUGAAGAGGGCUUCAGCUGUUUGGGGUAUUGCCACAGGAGGGGUUAGUUGCCGCUCAAUUGGAGAUGCAAGCAUCUCUUGCAAAAUUGAGAUGGACCAAAAUUGAGAAUAAAGCUAAUAUCAAUGCUGGUUGUUAGGCAGCACGGUAUAGGUGGCCUCUCUUACAGGUUUUCUGCUAGUGUGGAGAAUUUCCAGAUAUAUGUGUUCGACCGCUAUCGUGACGCCUGCUCGGGUUGUAUAGAGCAUAGUCUUGACGGGUAAAGAUUAACUGAUUAAUACUGUAUAUACUGUGGAAUCUCGACAUUAAGUUGUGCAGCAUAUGGUCUUCAAGUUCGACUUCCUAGCAGGAUAUCCUUUUGGUGUUCUAUUGUUGGUGACUCUAAACCUGUAUUUACGCCUUUGGGUGGUGACACUUAUACACAGUGCUGCUAAAGCUAGUUUACUGCUGAUAUGUGGACAUUGGAUGUUAGUAAUUUAGUAUAGCUAUGUGACUGUCUGUGUUGACAAUGCAGUUAUAGAUGAAAUAUGGGUGUUUUUGUCCAAGUAAUCAUGUUUGUUUGUUCGUUAAUGAGAUAAAAGUGUACAAGUUUUUCAA